GAAAAAUAAAAACCUUUUGAAAUUUAUGUAACCAUUAGAGGGAGCAACAUAAGGCCUUACAAUUUGGUGGUCAGGCAGGUUAUAUAAAAAGGUUAUUUUGAAAUGGCAUUGCAUGCUCUGCUGAGACCAAUUACAGCAACAACAACUAGACCUAAUGUAAUAGCAUCAACAUCAAUCAUUGGAAUAAUGCGAAAGCAACCUUGCUCAAACAUGGCAGCCUUCCAUGACGUUUUUAAAAAGGCCAAACAUAUAGUAGCAUUAACAGGAGCAGGGAUAAGUGCAGAAAGUGGAGUUCCAACAUUCAGAGGUGCAGGAGGAUUUUGGAGGAGGUAUAAUGCUCAGGAUAUUGCCACACCUGGAGCCUUUCUUGCCAACCCCUCCUUGGUUUGGGAGUUUUACUCAUAUCGUAGAGACCUGGUGCUGAGUAAGAAACCUAAUCCAGCUCACAGUGCUCUUGCUGAUGCAGAGAAACAGCUGGCUGAUGAAGGCCGUCGACUGGUUGUGAUAACACAAAAUAUUGACGAGCUGCACAAAGAUGCUGGAACCAAAAACUUGUAUGAACUUCAUGGUACCCUGUUUAAGACUCGAUGUACAAAAUGUGGCAGUGUGAAUGAAAACAGGGAUUCUCCUAUUUGUCCAGCUAUGGCAGGGAAAGGAUCCCCAGAUCCUGAUGCUGAAGAUGCCAGAGUUGAAGAGGGAGAACUUCCGAGAUGUAAGAAAUGCACUGGUUUAUUGCGCCCCCAUGUAGUGUGGUUUGGAGAAUCCUUAGAUCCUGAUGUCUUAAUGAAUGCACAGAAGGAAUUAGACAGCUGUGAUCUAUGUCUGGUGAUUGGUACAUCCUCAGUUGUGUAUCCAGCUGCCAUGUUUGCACCAGAAGUUGCUGCAAGAGGCAUGCCAGUAGCAGAGUUUAAUAUUGAAUCAUCAUCAAGCACUGAGAAUUUUGGGUAUGUAUAUGUAUGUAAUAGUUUUUUUUUGUGUGUGUGAACCUUCGUAAAACAC
Messenger RNA from Limulus polyphemus (Atlantic horseshoe crab), 999 nucleotides. Its product is annotated as NAD-dependent protein deacylase sirtuin-5, mitochondrial-like. The transcript has 8 exons. Bases 103 to 984 code for a protein of 293 amino acids. Gene Ontology annotation, molecular function: NAD+ binding; protein-malonyllysine demalonylase activity; protein-succinyllysine desuccinylase activity. Lineage: Eukaryota; Metazoa; Arthropoda; Merostomata; Xiphosura; Limulidae. The record is from RefSeq and is a predicted model, not a curated record.